Dothidotthia symphoricarpi CBS 119687 is the source of this 2139-nucleotide messenger RNA. Its product is annotated as FAD/NAD(P)-binding domain-containing protein. Lineage: Eukaryota; Fungi; Ascomycota; Dothideomycetes; Pleosporales; Dothidotthiaceae. The record is from RefSeq and is a predicted model, not a curated record. Bases 140 to 1990 code for a protein of 616 amino acids. The transcript has a single exon.
CUCAGGAUAAUAUCAGCGGUUACAAAGGAUGGCUUAAUAUGUCUUCUGCCUUUGAAAUCUUUUGUCCUCAAAGUUGUCCAUGUGUCUAGAGAAUCGACCCUCUCCCGAAAAACGUCAUUAGAACCUAGCCUAAUCGAGGAUGGCGCCAAACCCAACCAUCGCGUCAGCAUCAACACGACGCGUCGCCCAAUUGACGGAUCAUCUCGAUCCCGCAAAAGAAGGCGUACAGACUGUCACUCGCCCUACGCUACCUAUUGAAUAUCCACUGUCUCGACACCAAUUCGACUCAAAUCACUGCAUUGAUCACGUACGCGAGCUCAGAGUGGCCGUCGUGGGUGCCGGCCUUUCUGGAAUCAAUGCUGGCAUACUUCUUCCAGCCAAAGUUCCAGGUAUUAAUCUAACCAUUUUCGAGAAAAACAGCGAUGUAAGCGGAACUUGGCUGGAGAAUACAUAUCCAGGCGUGCGCUGCGACAUACCUGCCCAUGUCUAUCAAAGUACUUUUUCUCCUAACACGCAAUGGACCGAGAUCUUCGCCAAAGGCGCCGAGAUUCGCGAUUACUGGCAAUCCCAGGCCAAGAAGCAUGAUAUCUACAAAUACGUUAAGCUACGACACCACGUUGAUGACGCAUUGUGGGAUGAUGCCCAAUCUCAAUGGUACCUAAGGGUGCUCAAUCUCGACACCAACAUCGUCAGUACCGAGAAGUUUGACGUCUUCAUCACUGCACUUGGUCGUUUCAAUGCCUGGAAGCUACCAGACUAUCCUGGCUUGGAUGAGUACAAGGGUUAUCUCAGACAUACUUCAAAUUGGGGCUCGUAUGAUCCAUCUCGCAAAAACGUUGCUGUCAUCGGCAAUGGAGCAAGCGGCCUCCAAAUUGUGCCGAAUCUGCAGCUAGUCUCCCGACAGGUGACACAUUUCGUGCGAAAUCCUACGUGGAUUGCCACAAGUUGGGCGGGCGACGAGCGCACCUUUGAACCGCAGCCGUAUUCUGAGGAGCAACGCAAGUCUUUCCAAGACCCGGAAACGUAUUUGGCCUUCCGCAAAGACAUCGAGGACAGAUACUGGAGGCGCUUCCGUGCCAUGGUCCGAGGUUCAAAUGAAAAUGAAGGCAUCCGAGACCAAUUUAUCGAUGUCAUGAAAAGGCGGAUUGCCAAGAAGCCACAUCUACUGGACGGGUUGAUACCAGACUUUGCACCUCAUUGCCGGCGGUUAACACCUGGUCCUGGUUAUCUUGAGGCACUCACCGAGGAUAACGUUGAGCUGGUCAAGACAGCCAUCAAGCGUUUUACACCAGCUGGAAUUGAGACUGUUGACGGGAAGUCAUACGAGUUCGAUGCUAUAUUUUGUGCCACAGGCGCAAAUGCAGACCUUGUCCCACCCAUUCCCAUUAAAGCAAGAGGAAUCGAUUUGAAAGAGGCGUGGGCGCCUGGAGGUAAAUGGGGGUAUCCAUACACAUAUAUGGGCUUGGCUACUCCAGGCUUCCCUAAUCUCUUCUUUGUCGGUGGACCUCACAGCACUGGACCAUCGGGUACUGUACCACAGGCCGUUGAGACAGCGCUCACAUACAUUGCCAAAGUUCUUCGCAAGGUUUCUUCUCAGGGCAUUGAGUCCGUUGAACCGUCAGAAGAAGCGACUGACGAUUUUGUCGACUAUUGUGACGCGUUCUUUCCUACUACAGUACUCACUGACAACUGCUCAUCAUGGAAUAAUGGCGGCAUACCUGGUCAGCGCAUUCACGGCCUUUGGCCUGGUUCAGCCGCACAUGUCACCCUUGUCAGGCGCGAACCACGGUGGGAAGAUUGGAAAUAUGAAAGACGUGAGCAAAAUAAAGUGAACCGGUUCGCCUACUUCGGUAAUGGUUACACCCAGGCUGAGACGGAAGAGGAUAACGAUAUGGUCUCAUACUUGAGAGCUCCUGGGCAAGAGGUCAAUUUGAAGGAUGUCCACGAAAGCUGGUGGGAUACGCCAGGCGCUACGAAAAAGUUGACGUGAAAAUUCGUUGCCCUCAAAUAAUUGAAUAUAGUAUUCAUCUUCUCAUAAAUCCGCAAAGCACAUGACAAAGUUUUGGACCCAGUAGUAAGUUGAUCAGGUACCGAGCAACGAAGCAACACUCUUCAUUAUUUUCUGCAAUAUUCCUUAUC